This is a messenger RNA of Cynara cardunculus var. scolymus (artichoke), 1437 nucleotides long. Its product is annotated as craniofacial development protein 1. The transcript is spliced from 4 exons. Bases 210 to 1022 code for a protein of 270 amino acids. The record is from RefSeq and is a predicted model, not a curated record. Lineage: Eukaryota; Viridiplantae; Streptophyta; Magnoliopsida; Asterales; Asteraceae.
UUUCAGGUUUUGUCGUCCUUCGACAGAUUAGCGCCCUACCCAUCGUCCUCAGUCCUCACUGAUCGCUGCUCUCAAGCCCUCCGCUUCUCAGCAUCCACGAUUGGAUUUUCUCCGGCGACUUUUCAAAAAUAUUCUCCGAAAUACUCCGAUUGGUGUCUGACGACCACUACCUGCUUCUGGAUCAAAUUUCCCUUCAAAAUUCUCUAAAAAUGAAUGAAGAAGGGAAGGGUAAGGCCGUCGCUUUUUCUGGAGAUCAACAGCCGCAGACUACCACCGAUGUUCCUCAACUGAUGCCGCCGCUCGUCACGAACGCCAAUCUUCAAACCCUUCCAGAAAAGAAUGCUAGAGUUGAUGCUGUAUGGCAGCAGAUGAAAAAGGGAAUUUCCACAGAGAAGCUGAAUUCCAUUAUUAAGAAGUCUACCUCAAAUUUAAAAGGAACUUCAUCUAAGCCUUCUUCAAAAUCAUCUUCUUCUAGUUGGAUGACAGUUCUUGGGCUUGGACCAAAGAAGAGUUUACCUGUCCAAUCCAUACCAAGUUUAAAGCCAGAUGAUAGAAGAGACAGUGUUGGUGAAGAGGCUUUAAAGGUUGCAGCUGCUGCCCUUUCUGCUGUCAAGGAAGCAGCAUCCAUGGCUGCUGUUUCAGGAAGGGGGAAAAUUGAGGUGAGAGAAGUGAGGGACUUUGCAGGGGAAUCCAUUGAAGUAAAGAAGCUAGUUGAUGCCAAUAUGAAAGAAGCAUCCGAAAAAGAAAAAGGCGCAGGAGGGGGUAGUGCAGUUGAUGCGAUUCUUGAGCAAAUUAGGAAAAAACCAAAACUAAGUGUCCUUGAUAAGACGAAGAAGGACUGGGGGGAGUUUAAGGAAGAAAACCGGUUGGAUGAGGAGCUGGAAACUUACAAGAAGAGUGGAAAUCAGUAUCUAGAUAAAGUUUCCUUCUUGCAGCGUGCAGAUUAUCGUGAAUUUGAGAGGGAGAGAGAUGCACGCCUAGCUGUGCAGGCAAAGAGGAAGUCCGAUAUGCGAGAAGACUGACUGAUAAAUACCAAACGUUAUUCUAAAUCUUUUUCAUUUUGCUGUUGGGAUUGAAGGGAUCUGGUAGCUCGGCUCUGGCUUUGGCUUCUGAAACAGAGGACUUAUCCGGCUGGCGCUAUAAAAUGUUUUAUAGUUCCAUUUAUGUUUCUAGAGAGGUUAAAACAAAGCAGAUAUUGUUUGACAUAUUUCCAACCACCCAUCAGCCUUGGAAGAGCAAGAAAAUGUUUCCUCUGCGCUUUGUUCUUGUCUUUUUGGUUUCAUAUUUGUGUAGCAUGCUGUUUUAUCUAUCUAGCAGGUCAGGGAUGAUUGGAAUAAUUGCUAAAGACGGCCUAUGAAGGUUGCAUUGUGGCGGUUAAUGUAAGGGAAGACGGGCUGGUCCUAACAAGACAACAGACCAUUAGGUAAAUCAAAUCUA